UCUAAACUACGCAGCAAAGGAAUCGCAGCUUAAAUGUUAUAAAGAUGAUAUUGAAAAUCAUUAUGCCUACUUUGUUACCAUGCGUAGCUGCGCCGGCGCUGCCUCUUCGCGGUUAUUUAAUUGUAUAAUUUAGAAAAAUAAUAAAAUCAUAUAAAUAAUGGCUGUGAAAAUAUGAGGCAUUUGUGUAUUUAUUAAGAUCUAAAGUGUGUGGUAAUUUUUUUUUAAAUUGUUAUGAACAUGAACGAUUGUAAGAAAACGCGUUUUAGCCCAUUUCUAAUCCAAUGUUUCGUGACAGCCGGUGUGUCAUUGAACAUGUCUGGACUGGGCCUGGUGACUGGGUUCACCACCGGGUUGCUGCCCCAACUCCGAGACCCGAACUCCCCCAUCCUUAUCAAUGACACGUCUGCUUCUUGGAUAGCGUCAUUACCCGGGAUCGGCAUUGUCCUGGGCAAUUUCAUCGUCCCUGUCAUCAUGACCACAUUUGGGCGACGGAAGGCCAAUCUCUGCAGCUUGGUCGUCGCAGCUGCCGGCUGGCUUGGCAUCGUCUUCUCCAGCUCCGUCACAGUUCUCUAUCUGGCACGUCUUCUCCAAGGCAUCAGGAUGGGAAUGAUCGGCGCCCUUGGUCCUGUCCUCAUUGGAGAAUACACCAGCCCCAAAAACCGAGGCCUCUUCUUAAUGACCAUAUCUGUCUCAAUCAGUGCUGGAGUAUUUGCGAUCCAAACCUUAGGAGUGUACUUGCAUUGGAAAACCUGUGCGUUUGUCUGUAUAGGCAUAGUUUCUGUUGCUAUGCUGCUUGUUAUAUUAUCUCCUGAAUCACCGACGUAUUUGGCUGAUAGAGAAAGGUAUGAUGAGUGCAGAAGAGUGUUUGUAUACUUGAGAGGUAAUACGGAGAAUGAAGAAUUGGAGAAGAUGAUAGCGACACUAAUAUUAGCGAAGAAGGAACAAGUGACCAAGGUGCAGACGGUGACUGAGAAGAUAUUAUCCAAGAUGUAUUAUUUGAAAGAAAUUUGGAAGAAGAAAGAGUUUUACAAGCCAUUGUUGAUAAUGUUCCAUGUUUUUGCGAUGGCGCAUUGGAGUGGCAUGAAUAUAUUGACGUCUUAUACGACAAAUAUAUUUGAAAAGGUCGUAGGUUUAGAUAAUGGAAUUAAUAUUCCGCUAAUGAUAGUGUUAGUAGGAUUGCAUAGAGUUUUAGGGAACAUAAUUGGCAUGAUAUUCAUUAAGACCUUGAGACGGAGAGUAGUGUUAUUUUCAACGAUAAGUCUAAACAUAAUAGCGCUUUUGACAAUAGCUGCGUAUACUUGCGCCAGGGACAACAGCUGGCUGUCUUUCGACCACCCAAUAAUUGGUAUAUCAUUGAUUCAUGUCCAGAUGUUUUCUAUAGCAACAGGAGCGCUUCCUUUGGGAUUUAUUUUGGCUGGUGAGUUAUAUCCGAUGGAAUACAAAGGUCUUUGUGGAAGUAUUACCAUGGUAUUCUUUUCUUUGAAUAUCUUCGGAAAUUUGAAGACUGUCUUAGUAUUAUUCAACUCUUUGCAUAUUUACGGCACAUAUCUUCUGUACGCCGUAAUAUUAACCUAUUGUCUGAUAGUCGUGGGUACUCUUCUGCCAGAAACUAAAGAUAAAACUCUGCAGGAUAUAGAAGAAGAAUUGAAGGGUAAAUAGUUGAAGAGAUGAUAUUAACGAUUUGAUCUCAAAGGCAGUUGAACUUUAAAAGACAACUUUGAUUUUUAGUAAGUCAAAUAUAACCUCUAAAGUAGACCUUAUAUGAGAAAGAAAUCUUCUGACAACUCUGGUUGAAAAAGAUUUAACUUAUUUUUUUUUUAAAUAGACACCUACUUAAUGAUUAACCAAGUCCAUUAAUAUAAUUAAGAAGGUCGUGCUUUUACCUACUAGGAUAUUGUCGACGAUUUGGCGGGAAUGUAAACUCUAUUAAGAUUAUAAUAUGACAAUACUCAGAUUUCAAUGCCUGCGAUAGGUACUUAUUUCUUUAGUUUUUUCAAAACUAUGCGACCAACCGAUCAUUAGUUAAUUUUAUUUUACAUAAUAUGUAGUUUUAGUUU
Amyelois transitella is the source of this 2057-nucleotide messenger RNA. Its product is annotated as facilitated trehalose transporter Tret1. The transcript is spliced from 3 exons. NCBI's taxonomy places the organism in Eukaryota, Metazoa, Arthropoda, Insecta, Lepidoptera, Pyralidae. Gene Ontology annotation, biological process: transmembrane transport. The record is from RefSeq and is a predicted model, not a curated record. Gene Ontology annotation, molecular function: transmembrane transporter activity. The coding region runs from base 232 to 1659 and encodes 475 amino acids. Gene Ontology annotation, cellular component: membrane.